UCUCCAUUUCCCAUUCUACAUAUGUGCUUGCCUUCUUGGGAAAUAUGCUUCUCAUGUAGCAACAAGAAAAUAAAAAUCUCCUAUUUAUUAUACUUCUUUCUUCUGGGUUGAGGUUUGGUGUUUCUUUUUUGGUUUUUUCUUGGGUUUUGGUUGUUGGGUUAUUUUGAGGAAAGAAAAAGAGAAAGAGAGAGAGAGAGAGAGAGAGAGAGAGAGAAACAAGAUUAUCUUCAAUGGGGAGAGGUAGGGUUCAGUUGAAGAGGAUAGAGAACAAGAUCAACCGCCAGGUAACAUUUUCGAAAAGGAGAGCUGGGUUGUUGAAGAAGGCUCAUGAGAUCUCAGUCCUGUGUGAUGCUGAGGUCGCUUUGAUUGUCUUCUCUCACAAAGGGAAGCUCUUCGAAUACUCUACAGAUUCUUGCAUGGAGAAGAUUCUUGAACGCUAUGAGAGUUAUUCUUAUGCAGAGAGGCAACUCACAGCAACUGAUCUUAUUUCACAGGAGAAUUGGACCCUGGAAUAUAACAGACUCAAGGCAAAGGUUGAGCUUUUACAGAGAAACCACAGGCACUACAUGGGAGAAGAUAUAGACUCAUUGAGUCUGAAAGAACUGCAAAACUUGGAGCAACAACUUGACACUGCUCUUAAGCACAUUCGGAUAAGAAAAAACCAGCUGAUGUAUGAGUCCAUCUCUGAGCUUCAGAAAAAGGAGAAGGCAAUACAAGAGCAGAAUAGCAUGCUAGCAAAACAGAUUAAGGAGAAAGAGAAGGCAGUAGCACAGCAGGUACUCUGGGAGCAGCACAACCAUGGAACUAAUAUGUCACCCUUCCUUCUGCCACAGCCACCACUUCCAUGUCUAAACAUUGGUGGCAAUUACCAGGAAGAGGCACCAGAAGUGAGGAGGAACGAGCUCGACCUUACGCUGGAACCAAUAUACUCCUGUCACCUCGGAUGCUUUACCUCAUGAAACUGGUGGAAGAAAAAGAAACAUGCUCUAGUGCCACUGCCAUGCUGGCUAUAUACGAUGCUUUUGGUUUGUUAAUAUGGACGUGAAAACAUUGGUUAAGGUAACAACAAAUAUAAGAAAAAUUCAAGUGACUAAGCUUUGAUACUGCGUGCUUUUACAUCUAUUGAAAUCUUAUGUAACAAAUAUUCUAUUGUUAAAUUAAAUGAAAUUAAUUAUUAUCAAUAUUAAGACA
Molecule: messenger RNA, 1191 nt
Organism: Hevea brasiliensis (rubber tree)
Lineage: Eukaryota; Viridiplantae; Streptophyta; Magnoliopsida; Malpighiales; Euphorbiaceae
Product: agamous-like MADS-box protein AP1
Exons: 8
Coding region: 231-959 (242 amino acids)
Biological process (GO): positive regulation of transcription by RNA polymerase II
Cellular component (GO): nucleus
Molecular function (GO): DNA-binding transcription factor activity, RNA polymerase II-specific; protein dimerization activity; RNA polymerase II cis-regulatory region sequence-specific DNA binding
Source: RefSeq, a predicted model, not a curated record